CUGAAGCUUGCCCGGGAGUAGUGAAUUGUACGCAACUGUUCGACAACCUUCACCAAUUCUACUUGGCCGAAACAGCUUCUGGACACAAGCUCAAGGAGAAUACCACAUGAUGGCAGCAGCCACGCCCAUUGCCACUGUCUACGUCCGCAACCUAGAGGAGCGCGUCAAACCUGAGCCACUCAGGGAGGCCCUCGAGGCAAUCUUCGGCGAAUAUGGAAACAUCAUUGAUAUUGUCGCCAAGACGAACCUGAAGGCCAAAGGCCAAGCCUUCAUAGUAUUCGACAACCCCGAGUCGGCGUUGAAGGCCGUCGAGGAGGUCCAAGGAUUCGAGCUGUUCGAAAAGCCAAUCCAAGUCGCCCUGGCAAGAACGAGAAGUGAUGCAACAGUCAAGACUACUGGCAACGACGACGAGUUCGAGCACCACAAGCGCAGAAGACUGGCAGAGAAGGACAAGAAGAAGGCAGCCGAAGCCGCCCAGGAGCAGCAGAGGCUCAAGCGUCCUGGCGCCGCACCUGCACAAGAUGCACGACCCGCCAAAGCUGCUCGCCCUGGCGGUCUCAAGUCCACGGCUCCUGGUGCCAACACGGUGGUGCCCGACGAGUACUUGCCACCGAACAAGAUUUUGUUCGUACAGAACUUACCCGACGACUACGACGUCGAAGCUCUCACUGCUAUCUUUGGACGGUACGAGGGCUUCCGCGAGGUUCGUUUGGUGCCUGGAAGACGCGGUAUCGCGUUCGUCGAGUACGAGGCCGAGGCGGGAGCUAUUACGGCCAAGGAGAACACGGCAGGCAUGGCUCUGGCAGACGGUACGAAAUUCAUGAAGGUCACAUACCAGCGACAGUAGUUGCUCCAGUAAAGCUUAGUAUGCCCUUGUCCACAAUUCAUAAGAUACCCAAAUGCUAUACUAUUCAAGACCAACGCCAAC
Molecule: messenger RNA, 928 nt
Organism: Truncatella angustata
Lineage: Eukaryota; Fungi; Ascomycota; Sordariomycetes; Amphisphaeriales; Sporocadaceae
Exons: 3
Coding region: 107-847 (246 amino acids)
Biological process (GO): mRNA splicing, via spliceosome
Cellular component (GO): U1 snRNP
Molecular function (GO): U1 snRNA binding
Source: RefSeq, a predicted model, not a curated record